CUUAAGCAUCUGUUUAACAAGAUUUAUAAUUCUAUCUUAAAAUUAAUCAUUUGAGUUAUGUGUUUCCAUUGAUCGUUGCACAUAGAAUCUAUCAGAAUAAAAAACAAUAAACGGAAGAAGCUUAAUCAAAUAGUCAAGAAACAUCAGGACAGUUAAGAAACAAUGUUCAUUACUAUAUUGGUAUUUUCUAUGUUUAUUUUAUUGGUAUAUAAUUAUUAUGUGUAUUAUAAAAAAUACGGGCAACUUCUUAAUCUUAUACCGGGACCAUCGGGUUUUCCGAUUAUUGGCAAUGCGCUCCAAUUCUAUGUGUCAACAGAGAAAUUAUGGAAGCUCUUCUGUAAAUUAUCUGAUGAAUAUUAUCCCAUUAUUAAAUUCGGAUUUUUUUAUAUAUAUUUAGUGGGUAUUCGUCAUCCAGAUGAUUUAGAGAUGAUACUAAGCAGCACUAAGCAUAUCGAGAAAAGUUUUCUGUAUAACAUUGCUCAUCCUUGGUUAAAUACAGGUCUCGGCACUAGUACAGCGAUUAAGUGGCGAGCGCGGCGAAAGAUGUUAACUCCUGUGUUCCAUUUUAAUAUAUUAAAUAAGUUUGUUGAUACCUUAAUCAAGGAGGGCGAUUGCAUGACAAAAUCUUUGAAAGAUGUCGGAGGGAUAGUUGUAGAAGAUUUAUUACCAUUUAUUAGUGAACAUACGCUAAAUGCGAUAUGCGAAACUGUCAUGGGUGCAUCUUUGCAAAAAUUUGACGAGUUGCAACAAAAGUAUCGAAAUGCGGUUCACGAUAUAACCGAAUUAUUUAUUUACAGUUUUAUUGAAUUUCGAUUUAGAGGAUUAAGGCCUUGGUUGUAUAAUGAUUUAUUAUUCUCAUUGUCACCACAAGGAAGAAAGCAAAAGAAAAUCUUGAAAAUAUUGCAUGGAUUUACGGAAAAAAUCAUCGCGGAAAGAAAACUUUAUCACGAACGCACCAAUGACCGAUACUUAAAAAACCUUGAAAGUAACAAAGAGACAGAAAAUUUCGAAGAGUUUGGAAUUAAAAAAAAUGGGCUAGCCAUGCUGGACCUUUUAAUAGCGGCAUCUCGAGAAAAUUCUCUAACUGAUAUGGAUAUCAGAGAAGAAGUUGACACUUUCGUAUUUGCAGGUCAUGAUACUACAGCGACGGGCAUAAUGUUUGCUUUACUUCUCUUAGCUGAGCAUAAAGAUAUCCAGGAGCGUGUGAGGGCUGAAGUCGAUACUGUGAUGCAAGAGAAUGGAGGGAAACUUAACACGAAGUCAUUACAAAAUUUAUCAUAUUUAGACAGAUGUUUAAAGGAAGCGCUACGUUUGUAUCCCAGCGUGUCUUGGAUAUUACGCAAGACUGGGGAUGCUGUAAAAUUACAAUCAUAUAUCGUACCUGCUGGAACGACCAUAGGUCUUCAUAUCUACGCAGUUCACAGAGAUCCCAAUUUUUGGCCAAAUCCAGAUGUAUUUGAUCCAGACAGAUUCUUACCCGAAAGGAUAAAGAAUCGUCAUCCUUAUUCUUAUAUACCAUUCAGCGCAGGACCGAGAAAUUGCAUAGGUCAACGUCUCGGUUUGCUGAUGAUGAAAGCUAUGAUAGCUCCUUUGAUAUAUAAUUUUUACUUGGAACCUGUUGAGUAUUUAAAAAAUAUUCGAUUAUUGCUUGAUUUAGUAAUGCAUCCUGCUCAUCCGGUUCAUAUAAGAUUCAUCCCGAUCAAAUGCAAACAGCCGUUUAAAAAUAACGUGGAUAUUGCAAGAGUGUAACAAGAUGAUGCAGUGGGAAAAAUCGAAGAAAAUUGUUAUGCAUAUUAUACGUUCAACAUUAUGAGGGGAAAAUAUUAUGUAAACAUUAAGUUUAAUUAUUAAAAUAUAUACAUAAAAAUCUUAUAAAUCAGAACUCUAUAUACCCAAAUUUAACGUAUGUAAGGAUCCUCUAUCAUGUGCAAUCACAAUAAAAACGUUUAUCCAUAAAAUAUAUGUGUGCAAAGCUAAUAAAACAGUUAUUUUUUUGCGUCUUAUUUAUAGAAUUAAAGAAAAUUUUAAUCGAUGCAAUCGACAUUUCCCACACGAGUUUUGCGCUGGAUGAAAAUGAAUAUCUUUUUCUCGAAAUAAUACACGCAUCAUAUAUUAAGGUGUUAAAAUUUAUAGAUAUCUAUUUCGAUGAUUAGAGGACGCCAUAGUGGAUCAUGAUUGCUGUUUUAAUUUUCAUCUUUAUUUGCUGUAACAAGUUUUCUUUCUUUGGAUUAAUGAAUUGUUUUCUAUUU
Camponotus floridanus (Florida carpenter ant) is the source of this 2249-nucleotide messenger RNA. RefSeq names its product cytochrome P450 4C1-like. The record is from RefSeq and is a predicted model, not a curated record. Lineage: Eukaryota; Metazoa; Arthropoda; Insecta; Hymenoptera; Formicidae. The transcript is spliced from 13 exons. Gene Ontology annotation, molecular function: heme binding; monooxygenase activity; iron ion binding. Bases 163 to 1749 code for a protein of 528 amino acids.